Messenger RNA from Linum tenue, 1462 nucleotides. Lineage: Eukaryota; Viridiplantae; Streptophyta; Magnoliopsida; Malpighiales; Linaceae. The record is from the annotation of a GenBank genome assembly.
AACGAAAAAGGCUUUUCCCUCUCUAUCUCCUUCUUGUGUUGAAAAUUUUGGCGGGCAAUCGUGGAGGAAUUCAAAUCAAAAUCAAAACCCUAGCGGAACCCUCACCAAAUUUCCCAUUUCUCUUUCCUUCCCCCCUUUCCCUCUGUCACUCUCUCUCCGCGGGAAGUUUCACUGGCUGCUCCAGGACUGACUGGAGGCUGGAGGGUGGUUCAUGUCUCCUGAUUUCUUGAAUUCGUCGAGGAAGGUAUCGGUUAUAUGUAUGGUCAAGUUGUUUGGUUCCGUUGUUUAUUGAAAAAAGAGGGACAAUCCUGCUGGUGAGGAAAAUAGGUUGCAAGAGGAGCCAUGGGGAAAGUUUCUCCUAAGGAUGGGGACUUUGACACUCCUAGACGACGAAGGCGGUUGCGGAGUUCAAGUAGCAGGUACCUGAAACCUGGCGCUCUUGCUCAGCUGCGAUACAGCAAAGCGUCGGUGACAAAGUCAUGUACCGAUCUCGGAAGAAAGAGGGUUGCUGUGUUUGGCACCGAGAAGACAGAUGUUCUUGACAAUGUUGCUGUGGAAAAUAAGGUGGAUGCUCAUGACAGUAGUCCAUUGUUACUCUCCCCCGUGAAUUUGUUCAAACAGAAUCGCGCCGAGGGGACACCUAGGACGCCUCGUGUUGAAGAUUGCGAAUCUGAGUCGAGGCUGGAGUCUCUUCCCAUGGAUUUGCUGGUUAAUGUCCUGUGCCACCUUCAUCAUGACCAGCUAAGGGCAGUUUUCCAUGUUUCUCGGAAGAUUCGGAAGGCUGUCGUGAUUGCCAGGCAAUUUCAUUUCAAUUAUACCACCCCAGAUCGUUCCAGACAGGAGAUGUUGCGAACAAUGACACCGCUCCCUGCAGAGCACUAUCCUUUUGUUGGGAAGGGAGAUGGAAAGAGUGUCUUACUGCCAAGCCCCCAUACUCCUAAAGCACCAAGACAAGGUCCCAGGCCACCUUCUCGCCUGAAAAUCACAGAGAUGAAGCAAAUUGCAGCCGUGCUUUUCCAGGAUUCUGCUUUCCCCCCAAGAUGUGUGGUUCCUUCUGCUUUGUCCAAACCCAUAUGCAAGUCUUUGGCUUCUAAUCGCGUUCUCUUCUAUGAGGAUGAGUUAUGCCAUGCUGUUGCUCAAAAUAAGCUUCGAUAGUAGUCCUGUCUUUUUCCAGAACUCGGGUUUCCUCCUUGUGUAUAGUUUGCUCUCUCUAAGCUCUUCAGCUAGUUUUAGUCAGGAAAGGGAAGGUACCAAUUUUGUGGUGGACUAAACCAUUAGUUGGGGUAGCGAUUGUUAGUUCAUCAUAGUUGCCUUAGGAAUUGAACAGGAGUGUGCAAUGCAAUAAUAGGGGUCUGAGGCUAGUUGGUAACUUUGUAUAUAUUCUUAUCUAUACAUAUAUAUUUUGAGAAGGCAGCUGAGUUUUCAAUGAACCAACUAGUGCUUGCUUUGGAAAUUACUAGCG